UUAAACCAACGAGAGACGGAAACGUAAUCAUAUGGGCGUGUCUAAGCGACGAUCACAGAAAUAUAUAAAUAGAAGCCCAACCGUCAUAUUUUCAAACACGAGAUACUACGCGUGGAAGAUUGUGACGCAGAGAGGUUUGAAGACUGAGAAACAAUGGCUCGUACCAAGCAGACCGCGCGUAAAUCAACUGGAGGAAAGGCGCCAAGAAAACAGCUGGCGACUAAAGCCGCCAGGAAGAGCGCGCCCUCUACUGGAGGAGUCAAGAAGCCGCACAGAUACAGGCCUGGAACUGUUGCUCUGAGAGAGAUUCGCCGUUAUCAGAAGUCAACGGAGUUGCUCAUCCGCAAGUUGCCGUUUCAGCGUCUGGUUCGGGAGAUCGCACAGGACUUCAAAACUGACCUGAGGUUCCAGAGCGCAGCCAUUGGUGCACUCCAGGAAGCAAGUGAAGCCUACCUUGUCGGUCUGUUUGAGGACACUAACUUGUGCGCCAUUCAUGCCAAGAGAGUCACAAUCAUGCCUAAGGAUAUCCAGCUUGCGAGGCGAAUCAGAGGAGAGAGGGCCUAAUUUUUAUCCUUUUUAUUAUUAUUUUUUUUCCUCUUAACUUUUAAUGAGAAACACUCGAAGUAAAAGCUAUGGAUUUGUACAUUGGAGUCAUUUUUGUAAAGCAUUCCUUACAGACUCAGGUUUUUAAAGUGAGUGUGUCUAGAUUAACCAUCGUUGAGCUCAUUGUAGGUCAGCUUUAGUUGCAUGCUUUAAAGUAUUUAUCACUUCUUUUACACUGAUCAUUGGGUUGUAAAUAAAAUUACUCUACCUCAAAA
This is a messenger RNA of Carassius carassius (crucian carp), 818 nucleotides long. RefSeq names its product histone H3.3A. NCBI's taxonomy places the organism in Eukaryota, Metazoa, Chordata, Actinopteri, Cypriniformes, Cyprinidae. The coding region runs from base 154 to 564 and encodes 136 amino acids. Gene Ontology annotation, cellular component: nucleosome. The transcript has 4 exons. Gene Ontology annotation, molecular function: structural constituent of chromatin; DNA binding; protein heterodimerization activity. The record is from RefSeq and is a predicted model, not a curated record.